Molecule: messenger RNA, 1541 nt
Organism: Nasonia vitripennis (jewel wasp)
Lineage: Eukaryota; Metazoa; Arthropoda; Insecta; Hymenoptera; Pteromalidae
Product: 3 beta-hydroxysteroid dehydrogenase/Delta 5-->4-isomerase type 4
Exons: 6
Coding region: 278-1417 (379 amino acids)
Biological process (GO): steroid biosynthetic process
Molecular function (GO): 3-beta-hydroxy-Delta5-steroid dehydrogenase (NAD+) activity
Source: RefSeq, a predicted model, not a curated record
UGUGUUUAUAUUUUCGAUUCACGCUCAUUUUCACUUGCUCCGCCGGCUUUUUUUUUUAACGAUUUUUAUUAUAACAGGAUUUACGAGCGUCGUAAUAAAAGAAUAAGAUUUUAAAUUGGCGCAAUUCGCGAUGCCAGUGACCUAUGUGCAAAUUGCGCAACGAACAAAAAAAAAAUGCACGAGUCGUUUGAAAACCGAAAGUCGGUCAGUAGCCUCAUCAGCACAUCGAUCACACAGGAACGAUCGAGAGCCAUUCGCUUAACCGAUCGACGUCGACAUGGAUCGAGCACCUGGUGAAGUCGUUUUGCUUACCGGUUCCAAUGGUUUCCUCGGCCAGCAUGUCCUGAAGCAUCUCCUGGAAGACGACGGCGUCUCGGAGAUCCGAGCUCUGGACAAAAACUUCCACUGCAACAACAACGAAGCCGAGUCGAAUUACAAGGAUGAGAAGAAGAAGAUCAGGCCGUACCUCUGCGAUUUGACAAACUUAGAAUCGUGCCGCGAAGCUUUCAAAGGAGCCGAUGUUGUCCUUCACUGUGCUGCUCUCGUCAGCUACGACUACCCGCCUGACGUGGUGGAACUUCGGAAAAACAACGUCGAUGCCACGGAGAACGUGAUAAAGCUGUGCGUCGAAGAGAACGUCGGUCGGCUGGUGCACUGCAGCACGACCGAAGUGACGUUGCAGUCGUGCUUCAAGGGCGGUAUCGUCGCGGUCAGUAUCUUCAAGCAGGAGUCGAAGCUCGAGGUACCGGAGAACGAAGGAAGACUCAUAUUCGGGGAGUACGCGGCAUCGAAGCUCAGAGCGGAGAAAAUCGUUAUCCGAGCUAACGGAACGUCGCUCCAGAAUGGAAAAGAUGCACUUCUCACCGUUGCUCUGAGGCCCACAUUACUGUACGGAGAGGGGGACUCGCACAUACUUCCAGAAAUGCUGAAGAUCGCGAAAAGCCGAGGCGACUACCUGCUCCGAGUCACCGGCCCCGGUGGAAAACAACAGAUGACUUACGUCGGUAACGCCGCCUGGGCCUUCCUCCGCGCCAAGGACACCCUCUUGAAAAGCCCCAACGCCAUAGCCGGUCUCCCCGUCACCGUGACCGACGACACUCUGGUCGAGGAUCUGAUCCUGUUCUGCGAACGGGUGACUCGCAGCAGCUCGAACCACGUGACGGUCUCUUCGUGGCCGAUACCUUUGGGCCUCUCCUACCUCGGUGCCAUCCUCGCCGAGCUCUUAUCGGACUUUGGCCUUAUCUCCAAAUUUAAGGUACCGCCACGAAGUAUAGUCGCAUUUCUUGGCUCCAUUAUCCUGUACAACCGAGCACGAGCCUCCAUCCGCAUGAAUUAUUGGCCCAAAUACACGCACGAACAGACGCUCGCCGCUGCUUCCAAGUACUACGGCGAACUCGCAAGCCGGAAGCUGCAGUGAAUUGCGAUUCGCAGUUAUACGAAAAUUACGUAUGCGUGUAGUAUAUAGCCUAUUCAUUUUAUUUAUUAUCAUCGUUAUACGACGAGUUUUUAAUAAAGUAUUAUUAUCUUCUGCGAAAUAAAAA